AUGCUAUCGAUCUUCUUGAUUCUUUUAAUGGGCCUAGCCCCAGCAGUGCUAGGCAGCUACAAUUGCGUAAAUGUGGCCGGGAGAGUGGGCUGUCUCGGGCAUCCGAAUCGGGCCGCUGACGUCAAGAUCCAGCUCUGGGACUCGGAUGCGUUAAUGGACCGCCACCCCCUCAACCACGAUGACUUCAUAGCGCAGACCUGGACCAAUAAACACGGCGAAUUUGGGGUGGACGGGUGCGCCGACGAUCCGGACAUUUUCAGUGGAAUUUUUGGUGAAAACCAACCGGAUCCGUAUCUAAAAAUAUAUCAUAAAUGCAACUCGGUCGAGAAUGAGAUGAAACGCAUUGAUCUAAAGUACUGGUUCGAACCUAAGAAACAGCAGUUUGACGGGAUCCUCUACCUAAACACGAAGCACAACCAGUCUCUUGUCGACAUCGUAUUAGCG
This is a messenger RNA of Mesorhabditis spiculigera, 444 nucleotides long. Lineage: Eukaryota; Metazoa; Nematoda; Chromadorea; Rhabditida; Rhabditidae. The record is from the annotation of a GenBank genome assembly.